Molecule: messenger RNA, 1710 nt
Organism: Chaetomium fimeti
Lineage: Eukaryota; Fungi; Ascomycota; Sordariomycetes; Sordariales; Chaetomiaceae
Exons: 3
Coding region: 152-1648 (498 amino acids)
Source: RefSeq, a predicted model, not a curated record
UUCCAACUUUGCAGCGUCAUUCUCCACGCGCCCAACACGCCCACGGUCCCAACGAAAAAAAACCGACACCUGAUCAUCAAAACAACCUCCCCGGUCUCGAUGCCCCGCAACUGCCAUCAAAGAAUCUUUUCGUGACAAGAGAUUCGGUGCGAUGGACGGAAGAAUAUCCAAGGCCCGGCAUCGCCACUCCCGUUCGGAGCCCUCCAAGGCCUUACAGGGGAAACUGCUCAACGCCGCGACAGGGAAAAGUGCAGAAACACUGAGUAAAGACCGACCUCACGAGGCGACCCCGGAACCAGUGAAGAGGCCCUUUAAAACUUGUUCUCACAACAAUCCAUCGCUGGUGAAGAGAAUCCGAUUAAUGCAUGGGCAGGCAAACAAGACAGCACUGCAACAGCCAAAGCCGACGACUCCCCGCCAACCACACGCCUCCUUUCCGGAAGACUUCGGCAACCCCAAUUCCCUUACCCAUCCGAGGUCCCGCGAGUCUACCUAUACUCACAUUUUGGACUGGCUCGAAUCUGUUGAGCCAGGCCGAACGAGAUACUGCAGGUCAGAUACCCAGCUUCACCGUUUAGGCGAGCCCAUUCCGAAGCAGCUCACUCGAUCGGCACCGGAGAUGGCUACAAUUCGGGAUCUCGACGGCUUCGUACUUCCGUCCACGCCGGCCUCUGCUGCGCCUCGUUCAAACCCGGGAACUCUACAGACGGGGUCGGCCGCACCAUCAAAUGUCUCCCACCGCUCCUCUGUGGAGGGUCUGGUCGAGAAGCCGGUAUACCGAGAUGUCAACCUUGCGGCAAACAACAUCUACCUGCUCCCACGCUGGGAACAAUUGCCAGAUCAUAUCGCCGACAUUGUUCGGUUUGUCGGUACGGACCGGGACUCCCCCGGUCUUUCGACCCAAGACGUGGCGCAAGAUGUUGAUCUGGAUGCGCUCUGGACGCAAGGCGGAGAGUCGGAAGUCGAAGAAUACUGCAAGCAUAGCAUAUUCCCGAGGUGUCAUCCCACAGACGUGUUGCGCCGGAGUGACAGGCAGCCAAUGGCCAGAGACACUGUUCCCAAUUCCGGAUCCAACUACAAAGUCAGCAAUCCAGUCCCCGAUAUGCUCUAUGGAUAUAACCGCCAGGCCGCCUUUCCCCAACAGCAAACCCAGCUCAUUUUCCUGGGAUCGGAGAUGAUCGCAAACAGCCAAGGUCUGGUUUAUCCGUUCUUCGUCAUCGAGUUUAAAGGCGACGGUCCGUCUGGUGCUGGGAGUUUCUGGGUGGCAACGAAUCAAUGCCUAGGCGGAUCUGCAUCAUGCGUCAACAUUGCCGAUCGCCUUAACCGCCGGCUCGCGGAGUGCGACAACAAAGAAAUCAGUGCGAUCGAUAGUGCCACCUUCAGCAUCGCCAUGAGUGGUUCUGAAGCCCGGCUCUGUAUCACCUGGAAACAUGACGAGCUCGCGUAUCAUAUGGCGAAUGUCAAGAACUUCCUGCUCCACGACCCGGACCAUCACAUUCAAUUUCGCAAGUACGUCCGCAAUAUCAUUGAUUGGGGGAAGGGGAGACGGUUGGACGAGAUCCGGUCCUCUUUGGAUGCGCUGUCGGAGGAGAGUAGGAAGACGGCUUCCGAGGACGCAAAAUCUUGCUUUUCGUACAACUGUAAUUGAUGACUCAGCAAGCACGGGCCAACACCUCGCCCGAAGUUUUGCUGGCCGAGAACCUAUUCGCG